Molecule: messenger RNA, 4830 nt
Organism: Mytilus californianus (California mussel)
Lineage: Eukaryota; Metazoa; Mollusca; Bivalvia; Mytilida; Mytilidae
Product: hillarin-like
Exons: 8
Coding region: 236-3556 (1106 amino acids)
Source: RefSeq, a predicted model, not a curated record
UACAGGUAUAUUCAUUGUUACUAGUCAUGGAUCCCGUGUACGGGUGUCUGAUAGAUAUAUUGUCAAAUUUUCAAUUUGACUAAUUGAUAAAUGGAUUAACAUGUGGUGGAAUUAAGAUAAAUAUUGUUGUUUGAAUGUUUUUGAUUCUCAUACAGGUAGGGAGUAGAACAUAUUGGAUUACACUUACGUUUACACCGUUGCCAUCUAGUGUUCUGGUGCUAUAAACUAAUUGAAAAUGACAACCGCUUCAGAGGAAAGAGGAUAUCGCAGACUUUCGUCGAUAUUUCAGGCACCAAUUCUUAACCCCAAAUCAUGCCACAGGUGCAAGGGGUCAGUUUUUCAAGCAGAGAAAAUGGGCCCCGUUCACGACGUUUUAUUUCAUAAGGCAUGUUUCAAAUGUGUGGAUUGUGGCACCCAUCUAAACAUCAAAAAUUAUUUUUCCAACCAGCUUGAAGCCAAUGACCGUGAGAUUUACUGCCAUGCACAUGUUCCUCGUGUUGGUGCAGCGAAGUACGAUAAGAAUGCCCUGGGAAUUAAACAGGCAGUUGACGUUCAGACUAACUACAAAAAACAUUCAAGAAAACUUAAUCCACAGAUAAGAAAAGCCGGAACAAUAAGAAAUCCAAGCUUUGAUUACCAAGCAAUGGCCAUUAGAACAGCAGUGUCGGCACCCAGUACAAGAAAUUCUAAAGUGAUAGACCCAAUCGCAAAUAUUGAUGCCAACGCAUUGCAUAUCAAAGGUGCGAUAGAUGCUCAGCUGUUGACCAGAGGCAACCAAUUACCACAUGACAAACAUCACUUCCCUCCAAAUAUAUACAAGAAGCGACAACGCCUCAUAGAUGCACAGAAGAAAUUAGAAGAAGAACUGAGAAAGGAGGAAGAUGCUGUGAUAGAUGAAAUGAUGAAAAAACGUUCGGAGGAAAAUAAUAAGAUUUCAGAGGAAAUAAAAAAAGAAUGGGAAGUAAGACUCAAAGAGCUGACAGAGAAGUUUGACAGAGAAAUGGGCAAAAAAAGUAAAAAACUUAGAGAUUCCGAGAAAAAGCUAAUGACCGUUAACUUUGAAAACCAGAAAAGGGAAUUGGGAAAUAUAAUAGAAAGGAAAAAGGCAGAAAAGAAACAAAACAUGACAAUACGUGUACGAGAAAAAGAACAAAGGAAGAUGGCGAAUUUGGUUGAAAAACAGAGUCAGCAAAUGUUACAGCUUUUGGCAGCCAAACAAGAAGAAUUAAAACAGGAAGUUGCUCAGGAACUGCCAACAAAUGGUGAUAUUGCUGAACCCGAUGUUAUAGAAAAUGUCAUGGAAGCUUUAAACUUAGAAGUAACAACUACAGAAUUACCACCACCCCACCCACCAAGCUGUAGGAAAAAAGAUCUGUUUUCUGAUGUUAGUGUGUUCAACGAUAUUGACAACCAAGUCAUUCAGGUGGCUAAAGAUGACCAUCUGACAUACACAGACAUGAUGGAGAAAUUGACAGGAAAUCUACCAAAUGACAUCGAUAAAGCAAGGGCAAUCUAUAGAUGGAUAACUGUAAAGGAUUUAAAUAUCAUGGAGUUUGAAGAAGCAAUAGAUUCCAAUACCCCAUUGGGAUUGUUAAAGGGCAUUAAGUUUGGAACAGAAACAUACCAUGUUUUGUUCAUGAGAUUGUGUAGCUAUGCGGGUUUACACUGUAACGAGAUAAAAGGUCAUUCUAAAAGUGUUGGUUAUGAACCCGGUAUGAAAAUCGAACCAGAAAGCUUUCAGAAUACAUGGAAUGCUGUGCUUAUAGAUGGUGAUUGGAGAUUGGUGCAGUGCAACUGGGGUGCUAGACACCUGGUUCUGAACAAGGAUAAGAAAAAAUCAGAUUCUCCAAGAGAAAAAGAGAAGGAGAAAAGAGAAGCAGAGAAAAAAGAGCAAGAAAGAAAGGAAGCCGAAAAGAGGGAACAGGAGAGAAAAGAAGCUGAGAAACAGAAGAAAGAGGGAGCAGAUGAGAACGAUGGAGAAAAUGGGGAUGCGACAGAAAAUGGUAAAGGUGACGAAUCAAAAGUGAACGACACAAUCCGAUAUCAGUAUGACGAGCAUUACUUCCUUACAGAUCCAGAUGAAUUUAUUCAAGAAUUUUGGCCUAAUGACCCAGAUUGGCAAUUAUUGGAGAAACCAAUAACCAAAGAGGAAUUUGAACAGCUUCCCUUUGUCAGAUCCGUAUUCUUUCAUUUUGGGAUGCAUUUUGAUCGAGGACUGAAGGCAGUUAUUGAAACUUCAGACAGAGGAGGAUGUGAUGUAAGACUUAAGGUCAAUGAAAAACUUGAAAAUGAUAUUGUAUUUUUCUACCAGCUACGCUUUGCGGACAAGGAACGUCGUCACGAAGCUGGUUACCGGGGUGCUUACUUAGAACGGUUUGUAUACAUGACAAUGAUUGAUAACACUGUCAUGUUUAGUGUGCAUGUACCAACGCCAGGCGAAUACUUCUUUGAAGUGUUUGCCAAUCGACUUGAUGAAGCAGAAGAUACAAAAGGAACUGCCUCCGAUGGUGUAGUAUCAUCAUUCAGGUUGAAGUGUGCUUGUAAAUUUAAGAUCGUUUGCAAAACUCUUGUUGGCAAAAUGCAUCCAUUACCGGAAUGUGCUGCAGGUGAAUGGGGUCCAAAAAAGGGAAAACGGCAUUUUGGAAUUAAAGCUAUUUCAGUUAAGCAUCAAGACAAAGAUCAUGAAACUAUUUCAGACGACUCCAGUGAAACAACAUCUUUAAAAUCAGAUACAGAAGUAAUUGAUACUCAAUUAAAAGAUACACCAGAUAAUCCAAAGGGUGGAAUUGUUAAUGUCAAUGAAACAGUGGAUUUAGUGUUUAAGUUGACAAAACCAUUACAAUUUGUAAUAAAGUUGAGGAUGAACUCAGUCGACAGUAAGGCUUUGGACCCCUUCGUACACCACACAGUAGAGAAUCGCACAACGUUGAGAAUUACAGUAUCACCGCCACAAACUGGACAGUAUGGAAUUGAUGUGUAUGCUAGACCGCUUGAUUCUCACGACAAAAAACUUUCACAUGCAUUUAAAUAUCUCCUGAAUUGUUUGAAGGUGACGGAACCGGUGGACAUUCCAAAGAUUAGACCGAAAACAACCACGAAACGUGAUUCGCAAUGGGGGCCGUCACCUAUGUUUGAAGAGCUUGGAAUGAGAACUGUUUCUCAUACCGAUGCAAAAAUAGAGUGUUCAGAAUCAAAUCAAAUUACAAUUGAAUUGUUUGUUCCACGAUCAGUUUCCGUUUCUCAUCAGUUUCUUAGAGAACCUGGAGGUGAUAUUCGUGAUCAAGUGGCAAUGGCAAGACAAGAAUCAAAUCCAGAGAAAACUUUGUUUAAGGUCAAUCUCCCUGAAACUGGCAAUUACAUGUUGGCAAUAUACGCUCGCCUAAGGGAUGGAGAAACGAGGAAUCUCUCAAACGUUUAUAAUUAUCUUAUUGUGUAUAGAAAAUCUGCUGUUCCUGAAACUGUGCCUUUGGCAAAACCUGGAGAUAGGAAGUCGUCUGGUAGUUCUAUAUUCAGAAAGGGAUUGUUCAAGAAAAGUGAAAAAGACAAGCAAAAAUAAUAAACAAAUAACAUUUAUAUCAGAAUAAUUCUAUACACAGUAACACUUUUACUCAAACCGGGUUUUUAUAUAUUAUUUAUACUUUUAUACCAACUGCCAUUCGAAUGCAAUGUUUCAUACUAUAGGGAAAAGUGCUAUGCAUUAUUAGAUAUACCUUUGCAAUGUAUCAGAUAAUGCCUGUGUGGAAUAGCUUUUAUCUAUCAUGUAUGCAGGGUAAAGUUUCAGGGUUUCAUCGACAGAUUAUAAUCAUGUUUUGUUGGAAGUUGUUUUAUCUUUUAAGUGAACACACCUAUGAUUUCAGAAGUAUUCAGAUGAAAACCAAACGUCCAAUGUUCAUCAGGAAAGGUCAAAAAUAACAAUUUGCAAUGAUUAUAAAAGCAUUGCAUCAUUUCAAGACAUGCAUUGUCAUAAAAGGAAUUUAUAACUACCUAUAUAUGAAUUUACUGCAAAGUGCAAUUAAGUGUUUGAUGUUCUCGUUAAUUGAUAUUAGAAUUGAAUAUAAUGCUGAAAAGACUUAUACACCCUCUCUAUAAUCUAUUGCUUUUUUGUUUUGUUUUGUUUAUAAAUAAUAAUGUGUUUCUUUUAAAUAUUUUGACGACAGUAAAAGUUUUUGUUAACUAGAUUGAAAACUUUGAUUGCAACAAGGACACGUAUUUCCAAAGAUUACUUUCGUUAUCAUUUCAAAGUUUCAUGAUUUCCCUCAUAGUUAGAAGAAAGUAGUUUUAAAGAAAACAAUGAAUUUAGUUAUAAAAUUGCCUGACAUUUCAGUUUUAAUUAAAGUUAAUAGACACUGUCAGUGAUAGAAAAUGUAGUUGAUUUGCAAAAAUUAAAAGUAGUUAAAGAUUAUUACGAAAGAAUUCAAAAAGUUUAUUGAUAUGCAUAAUAAUUAAUUGAUUUGUAAAAUGGUUCGUACAGUUUGUAUCAACUUUGUUAAAUAUCAACUUGUAUCCAAAUGAAUGUAACAGAUUUACAUGUGUUACUUGUUUGAUAAUGUUAAUGUUGUAACAAAUGCAAACGCUUUAAUAAUAUUUUUUUGUCAAUUGCAUUUAAUUUAUGAUAUUAAUAUAUUGCGUUUAUUUUAAACAAAUUUUGAACAUUUCACAUUUGUGAUUUGUUUGUUAAUGUUAAAUUUAUCAGAUAUUUUACGUCUAAUUUUGUUAUAAUGACAUCGUAUAAUAUAUGGUAUUGUUCCUUAUUUGGUGCGUAUCUUUAUAGUUUGUACUAUCUACCCUAAUGAUAUUCUGGAUGCAUUGAACCAUUAAACAUAUAACCUA